Penicillium coprophilum is the source of this 1059-nucleotide messenger RNA. RefSeq lists its product as uncharacterized. Bases 1 to 1059 code for a protein of 352 amino acids. The record is from RefSeq and is a predicted model, not a curated record. The transcript is spliced from 2 exons. NCBI's taxonomy places the organism in Eukaryota, Fungi, Ascomycota, Eurotiomycetes, Eurotiales, Aspergillaceae.
AUGACUACGAACGUACCUUCGACCGGGGUCGACAAGGGUUGGUAUCGAAACAUGAACUCUCAUCAAAACCCCGACCAAUAUCACAGUCCAGGUCCAGAUGAGUGCGAGACUUUGACUCUCUCAAUGAAGGACCGUCAAGAAUACAAGCAGCAACAGAAUCCAGAUCAGCUCGUGGUUCCAGAUCUGAUGUUGGAGGAGCACCAAAAAGGCAAACAGCAGGGCAAAACAGACGCUUCCGAGGCUCCCAGUGAUCCACUGGACGAGGAAAAAGAGCCUGAACAGAAUCAAAGCCUAGAUGAGCACACUGUUCCAAACAUUCCGCCGGACAACGAGAAAUACUCGCACCCUUUCCAUGGCUCUCCGAUCACAGCAGCUUUGAAAGCACUUGUCGAUAGGAACAUCUCAAUGGUGGAAUACGGGGCACAAGUCCAGUUUAGAUGUGGUUACGAGGAGGUCCCGGUGGUCGUUGAAUGGGCAAUACCCGAUGAGCAGUUGUCGCUAGCCUCUCAAAUCCUAGCCGACCACAACUUCCCCCUUCUCUCGAGUGGAACCAGAUGGUGGUUUGGAUAUUGGGAUACCGGAUGCUUCCGACACGGGUUGGAUCGUGCGGGCUGGAUGUGUGUGCAUCUUCUCCCGCUGUCUUUGGUUGGUCUUACACUUGAGGAUACAACCGAGGUCCCCUCCAUAUUUGCGCCCGAGAUCAAUAUUCUCACUCUGAAGCCUCCUCGAUACAUGCUCUCAUUGAUUCAUCAUCUUCGAAAGCUCCGGAUUGGCGACGCUAGCCGGCUCCGAGUUGAAAAGGACCUCUUGACUUUCAUAUCUUCUUACAUUCUUCAUGGCCCGCCGGGAGAUAUCAAUGCUGAGCUUCUCCAGCAUCUGGUCGAACAAGAGAGCAAAGAAGACAAGCUAAAGAAGUUGGACGAAGGAGUCAAGUUCAUGAAGACAUGGGAAUGGGGUAACGUCGAGGAAACAGACCUGGCCCUUGCUGAACGUGUUGUUCGGGAUUGCCAGUAUGUCGAAAAGCUGACAGAAGUCAUUGAAGAUCCCGCAAGCCCUUGA